AUGAUCAAAGGGCCUUGUACCGCGCCGGAGCUAGCUGCUUUGAAAUAUGUCGCUGAGCACACAUCAAUUCCUGUCCCCAAAGUCUUUAACUUCCACCAUUACGAUAAUAGUCUCUACAUUGAAAUGGAGUAUGUCCGUGGAAUGAGCCUCGAGGCAGCAUGGUACCACGGUCGCCUGACGCAAGACCAGAAGAAAGAUAUCAUCACUCAGGUAGCGGGCUACAUCAGCCAACUUCGGGGAUUAAAACCUCCACGAGAAGGAAUAGUCGCAUCGGCAAGCUUCGACGAGGCCCUGGAUCACCGAGUCGGGUCUUAUCCUUUUGGGCCUUUCACGAGUCAUGAAGGGUUCCACACAUACCUUCGCGCGAACGUUCCGAUUGAGGACUGCAACGAAGUAAUCGGCCCGGAGGUGACUGAAUGCCAUACCCGUCAUUAUCGAAGCUGUUUUACCCACGCAGAUGUUGCUCCCCGGAACAUAAUAGUAGAUAAUGGGAAGGUCUCUGCAAUCGUUGAUUGGCAAUUUGGUGGCUGGUACCCAGAAUAUUGGGAGUAUACUAAGGCACACUACGGGCAGAUAGAUCGGCCAGAGUGGUAUGAUGGAUUGGAAAAUGCUAUGGAGAGAUAUGAUGAGGAGCUUGGCGCGGAACGAACUCUGUGGAGGCGACUGGAUGAGCCACAACUUCUUUGGCGUGGAAGGGAGCAUCUGAUUCCGAGUUUGGGAGAUAGUGAGAUCUGA
Penicillium digitatum Pd1 is the source of this 735-nucleotide messenger RNA. The record is from RefSeq and is a predicted model, not a curated record. Lineage: Eukaryota; Fungi; Ascomycota; Eurotiomycetes; Eurotiales; Aspergillaceae.